UCACUGUUGUUCUAUACAACGCGUCCAGUCAUUGGAUGCCACUGCCCACCUCACUGCGCAGCUGCCUGAGCUAGAUCUAAAUCUGACUACUCUUGGUGACGCUGGUGUUGUUGAUGUCCGGGACGACAAUUUUCCGGACAACCCGGAUGGCAGGGAGGAACCACUGCCUGGACCGGCCGCUGGUCGAAAAGUCCUCGAGGCCAAAUUAGUGGAAGAAGUGGAUAAAACAUUUAUAAAACUCCUUACUCCUGGGCUGAAGUGGGACGGCUCCUCUUUUGCAGUUCCUCGCGGGGAAUAUCGCUCUGUGAAUACCAUGGCCGUGGAGGUUGGCAGCGAUGAGUGGUUGACCUCCCUCUGGCAGGACAUGUCUGGACUUUUGAUGCUUUUGCCGUCGGAAGAAAAGGACCCACCUGGCUACGUCCCACCCCUGAUGCGGCGCUCACCGCCUCUCAUGACUUGCCCCAACAUUCCCUUUUCUGUGCACCUGAAGUCUUUCCAGGAUUUAGAUACACUUGAUUUGCGUUGA
Molecule: messenger RNA, 526 nt
Organism: Spirometra erinaceieuropaei
Lineage: Eukaryota; Metazoa; Platyhelminthes; Cestoda; Diphyllobothriidea; Diphyllobothriidae
Source: the annotation of a GenBank genome assembly